GAACAUUUUCUUUCUUUCGAAUGUGUUUGCAUUUUUGGAUAUAGUGUUGUUUUUUUUUUGAAAAAAUCACCAAUUCAUCACCAAUAGAAAUUGAAUUUAAAUCUGAAGGAAGAGUUGACAACCACUGAUUUUGGCUAUUCUCGGUAUUUAAGCAAUCGAGUAUUAAAUAUCAAUCAAUACACUUGCAAAUUUACAACACCUAUACGAAGAGAUAGCACCGAAUUCGUUCGAGCAGUUGACCAAUCAUUUGCGAUUUAACCAAACCCAUAAAACAAAAACGAAAAUAUGCACAGCUGGGAUAUAAUGCCGCAAAGCGCAAAUUACGAUCAAGGCUGGUGCGGGACCACAACAAAUGCUGCUAACGUUCACAUCAAAGCCGAACCACCAAAUAUCGAAGCAACAUUCGAUUCAAUCGAUAUCAAAUCAAAUAACAACAACAACAACACAAUGAUGCUUAGUGCGACUGGCUCGCGCAAUAGCGAAUCGAAUCCAACAUCACCACACAGUGUUGUAAGUGAUGAAUCGGUAGUCAAUCAUCCAAAUUUGUACUACAACGAUACACUUCAUUCACUCAUCAAUGGCAAUAAUACGCAGCGACCACUUGGCUUCAAUCCGUUAACACCUCCCGGCUAUCCAAAUGCUUGUCUACGUUCAACCACUGAUGUGAAUAUGCAAGAAACUCUUCUCCCAACAACGCCAUCACGACGAUUUGCAAAGACCGAAUCUGCAUUCAAUUCCAGUUCAUUGACACCAAUUCAUACACCACCAAUGGAUCAAACACCGCCAAAAUCACCAAAAUUCAAUAGUGACAUUUCCGAAAAGGAUGGAACUGACAUCGAAAAUGGUUCAAUAUCGGGCGAUGAUUCAAAGUCAUUUUACGGUGAUUUUAAUCAAGAAAUCGCAUUGCCCAAAGUAAAUUCACACGGUAAAGUUAAAACACAUAAAUGCAAACAUUGUGCAUACAUUGGUGUAACGAAAAAAGACUUUUGGGAACAUCAGCGUCAACACAUCAAACCAGAACGACAGAUUUCGUGUCCAAAAUGUCCAUUUGUUACGGAGUUUAAGCAUCACUUCGAAUACCAUGUACGGAACCAUGACGGUGACAAACCAUUUAAAUGUCCAGAAUGCGCAUAUUCGUGUGUAAACAAAUCAAUGUUAAAUUCACACUUGAAAUCACAUUCCGAUGUUUAUCAAUAUCGAUGCGAAAAUUGCAACUAUGCCACCAAAUAUGUGCACUCAUUGAAAUUACAUUUGCGCAAAUACGAUCAUCAUCCGGCCGUACCAUUGGAUCCAGAAGGCAUUCCCGAUGCAGCGCCAAUCAUUGAUGUCUAUGGAACACGACGGGGACCGAAGAAGCGCUCAGUAAAAACACCGGGCAAACGUGAACAGAAAAAACAAAACAAAAUACUAAAAGCGAAAGAAAAUAGCUCAAAACUCAUUCCACAGUCACAUUCAAACCAAUCCACACAGCAAACAACAUCACAACCACCUUCAGCACUUUCAAAUCUUGGCAUGACCUUACCACCAUUCUUACCCAGUCAUAUUGCUAACAUGCUACCGUAUUUCAAUUUACAAAUGCUUGUGCAACAACAACAAUUGGCUGCUCAACUUUCACCAAAUCAAUUCCGGAAUGGUGGUCACAAUUUUGAAGACGAUGAUGACGAAGACGUUAAUAUGGUGAACGAACCGUUGGGUCGUUUGAAUGACCUUAAGCAUGAGUUGGACAUCAGUCAUCCAGAAUCGCCGACUUCAUCGGUACCGAAUAGUAAUCCCAGCUUGAACAGUAGCCACAUGAGCAAAAGCGGUGACGACGACAAUCACAGUUCGCCAAUGGAUUGUCACGCGCCAAAAUCAACCAACAACUUGACACCAGGCCGAUGUUCAGAGACUGAUAAAUCACCGGACAACGGAACAACAGCAUCAUCAUCAUCGAGUACACCGAAAAUGUUUGAUUGCAAGUAUUGUUUAAUAUCGUUUCAAGACGCCGUUUUACACACCAUCCAUAUGGGAUACCAUGGCUAUAAUGAUGUCUUCACGUGUAACAUGUGCGGUGAAAAGUGUUCGGAUCGCAUUUCAUUCUUCUUACAUAUCGCCAAAAAUCAGCACUCAUAAAGAAAGUCGGCGUAGUCAAUGACCGAAGCGAAUAAAAAACAAAAACAAAAUAACGCGUAGGAUAUCAUAGGGUAUCGUAUUAUUGUUAAUCAAUAAUAAAUUGAAUGUCUAGUUCGUCACGUGUACAAAAACUAAUUUAUUCUAUUCAAUAAAUAAAUGGAUUCAAUUUCCUAUCUAAUUAAAAGGAAAAACACUCAAUAAGA
Molecule: messenger RNA, 2315 nt
Organism: Contarinia nasturtii (swede midge)
Lineage: Eukaryota; Metazoa; Arthropoda; Insecta; Diptera; Cecidomyiidae
Gene: hb
Product: protein hunchback
Exons: 2
Coding region: 286-2112 (608 amino acids)
Biological process (GO): regulation of transcription by RNA polymerase II
Molecular function (GO): RNA polymerase II cis-regulatory region sequence-specific DNA binding; DNA-binding transcription factor activity
Source: RefSeq, a predicted model, not a curated record